Messenger RNA from Telopea speciosissima, 2531 nucleotides. RefSeq names its product probable cyclic nucleotide-gated ion channel 14. The transcript is spliced from 7 exons. Gene Ontology annotation, biological process: potassium ion transport; transmembrane transport. Bases 285 to 2531 code for a protein of 748 amino acids. Gene Ontology annotation, molecular function: voltage-gated potassium channel activity. Gene Ontology annotation, cellular component: membrane. NCBI's taxonomy places the organism in Eukaryota, Viridiplantae, Streptophyta, Magnoliopsida, Proteales, Proteaceae. The record is from RefSeq and is a predicted model, not a curated record.
AAUCUUUUUCUGUAAUCCAAAAAGUGUUUUGGGUUGUUUUUCUGAGAAUCCCAGUUGGUAUUACUGAAGAAAUCCGCGGUAGAAAGACUGGAAAUUCUGGGCCAAAAAGUGUUUUCCUCUUUUCAAGCUUCUCUCAGUUUAUGCUGAAGAAAAUAUAUGAUUUGCUGUUAGAUUCAGAUAUGCUUGCUGAGUUGUGGAGAGUGUGCUUAAUCUCCUUGGCUUUGUGUUAACAAGACUACUGUUUUGAUUUUUUUUCCCUAUCUGGUCGUUGUGAGUGAGAAGGUAUGGAGCUCAAGGAGAAGAUAGUGAGGUUUUGUCCUGACGAAAAACAACACUCUGAUGUGCUGUGGGAGAGAACUGAUUCCCUUUGCCCUCAAACUCCCUCGCCCCUAUACAAGGUUUCAGCUCCUCUGCUGAAAUCUGAUGGCCCAAAUUCUGAUGCCCAUGGCCAUGGUCUUGACAGAGGUGGAGGUGGAGGAGGUGUCAGAAGUAAAAUUACUGGGAGUUUCAAACUUGGGAGGUCUAAGGUCUUUCCAGAAGACCAUGAGCCAUGGAAGAUAAAGAUACUUGACCCAGGCAGUAUACUUGUCUUGCGAUGGAACAAGUUUUUCCUGUUCUCGUCCUUGGUAGCUCUGAUUUUAGACCCAUUGUUUUUCUAUCUGCCUGCUUUAGGGGGAGUCCAGGGGGAUGUGAACUCAACAUGCUUGGAGAUGGAUUUGAAUCUAGGGAUCGUUGUGACAUGUUUCCGAACAGUUGCCGAUCUAUUUUAUCUGUUGCACGUCCUCAUAAAGUUCCGGACUGCAUAUGUAGCACCUACCUCCCGGGUGUUUGGGAGGGGUGAGCUUGUAAUGGAUUCUAAGAAGAUUGCAAGGAGAUAUUUAAGAACAGAUUUCGUCAUCGAUCUGGCGGCCACACUACCUCUUCCACAGGUUGUCAUUUGGUUUAUAAUUCCAGCAAUUAGAAGCUCCCACACUGAUCAUACCAACAAUGCCCUUGCACUCAUUGUACUGCUCCAAUAUAUUCCAAGAUUAUAUCAGAUUUUUCCUUUGAGUUCAGAAAUUAUUAGGGCUAAUGGAGUAAUCACAAAGACUGCCUGGGCUGGGGCGGCAUAUAAUCUACUACUCUACAUGAUAGCCAGUCAUGUUUUAGGGGCAUCGUGGUACUUGCUGUCAAUUGAGCGGUACACAACAUGCUGGAAAAAUGAAUGCAGAAAUGAAGUUGGCCCUUUAAAGUGCAGUCUUAGUUAUUUAGACUGUGAAUUUUCGCAGAACAAUGAUCGCAUGAUUUGGGCAAACAGUACAGUUGUGUUUAAUAACUGUGAUGCCAACAAUAACAAUAUCACUUUCAAUUAUGGAAUGUUUGCAAAUGCACUGACUAAUAAUGUUGUCUCCUCAACAUUCCUUGAGAAAUACUUCUAUUGUUUGUGGUGGGGCUUACAAGUCUUAAGUUCAUAUGGGCAGACUUUGGUAACAAGCAUGUAUAUUGGGGAGAAUUCAUUUGCCGUACUUAUUGUCAUUUUGGGUCUGGUGUUAUUUGCCCAUUUGAUUGGGAACAUGCAGACCUACUUGCAAUCCCUCAGCCAAAGGCUUGAGGAGUGGAGACUUAAACGGAGGGACACUGAAGAAUGGAUGAGGCAUCGCCAACUUCCUCAAGAUUUGCAGGAACGCGUUCGAAGAUUUAUUCAAUAUAAGUGGCUUGCAACACGAGGAGUUGAUGAAGAGGCUAUCCUCCAUGCCUUACCAACUGAUCUCCGUCGAGACAUCCAACGACACCUAUGUUUGGACCUUGUUCGGCGGGUCCCCUUUUUCUCACAGAUGGAUGACCAGCUACUUGAUGCCAUAUGUGAGCGCCUUGUAUCCUCCUUAAGCACUGAAGGUACCUACAUUGUACGUGAAGGUGACCCCGUAACUGAGAUGCUUUUUAUCAUCAGGGGAAGAGUGGAAAGUUCUACCACCAAUGGGGGAAGAACAGGUUUCUUUAAUUCCAUUACUUUAAGACCAGGUGAUUUUUGUGGUGAGGAGCUGCUUGCAUGGGCUUUGCUUCCAAAGUCGACUGUUAACUUGCCCUGUUCCACAAGGACAGUAAGAGCGCUUACUGAAGUGGAAGCCUUUGCCUUGCAAGCAGAAGAUCUCAAGUUUGUCGCCAACCAGUUUAGGCGCUUACAUAGUAAGAAGCUGCAGCACACUUUCCGCUUCUACUCACACCAUUGGAGGACGUGGGCAGCCUGUUUCAUACAGGCUGCUUGGCGUCAAUACAAGAGGAGGAAGUUGGCAAAGGAUCUCUACAUGCAGGAGGCCUUGUCUUUCUCUUAUCCAUCAGGUGAGCAAUCAGCUGUUGAGACAGGACAAGAGGGAGAAUACUCUGCUGCUUCAACGAUUCCCUCCAAAGCACAACAAAAUCUUGGGGUCACAAUAUUGGCUUCAAGGUUUGCUGCAGGCACAAGGAGGGGAGCUCAGAAGCUCAAGGGUGUUGAGAUUUCCUUACAGAAGCCUGAAGAACCUGAUUUCUUUAUCGGGGCUGACGAUGAUUAG